CAGAUCUGGGGCUUCCAGGCACGCGCCUGCAGAGGCGCGGUGCUGCCGGUUGGUCGGCUUUUCUCCCUCUCCCUCGGUGGAAGAGCCCCCUAGGCGCGCCCUCAUCCCCGUGCUGCGGCGAGGCGCCCGAAGCGCGCUUCCAUGGCGCCGCAGCUGUGGCUCAACCGGGCCGCCCCGCGGAGGCCGGAAGUGGUCGUCAAGGAGGACGGGCGCGUGGACGAGACCGCCGACCUCUUCGUUGGGGACCAGGAAUAUGACGACCUCGGCUUCGUCAGGCCGCCCCCGGGCGACGCCGUGGGCGACAGGGACCGCGAGUACGCCGCGUGGUUCCAGGCGAAGGCCGAGCGCCGCCGCCAGCGCUUCGAGCACGCCCGGAGGCCCGCGGCCGGCUGGGCGCCCCUUUCCCUGUCCACUCGGCCCGGUGCCCUGGUGUCGGUGGCCGAGGCCCUGUGGCACCUGGCUACUGAGCCGCUCACGAUGCCGCCGUCACCGCUGCUCCAGCGCCUGAGCACGGCCGACUUGCAGAAGGUACGGGACGCCGCGCGUGUACUCGAGACGUUCGGCCUGACCGGCAUCGACAGCGUGCCGCAGCUGGUCGCCGACCUUGAUGCAGCGGUCCACGCGCGUGCCGAGGCGGAGAACGCCAAAUGCAAGGCAUGGAUGGACCACGUGACGGUGCCGGAGGCGUAUCGCGAGAGAGGUUCCAUCAUCAGUGACACAGCCAAGCGCGGCAUCUCGGUGGCGCAGCUGCAGCUGGGCACGCUGGUGCAGGAGGUCUUGGAGAAGACUACGGUCGUGGACAGGAGCAACGCCAGGCAGGACUGGAAGCGCAUCAACCUGUACAUCAUUUGCGCUUACUUCGUGAUGCCGUUGACAAGCCGCUUCCGUUGCUCCUUCGUCGAGCUGCUUGCCGAUGCGGAGCAAGUCCCAACGUGGUUCGUUAGCCACUACUGGGGCACACCGUUCUACCAGACCCUCCGUACCGUCGCGCUGAUGGACGAGAAGGCAACCCCCUUCCAUCGCGUCUGGUGCGUCCUGGAAUGCUACGAGAGCACCAUGAGCGUGGAGACCGCUGGUAAGAAAGAGCACUUCUACGACAUCGCAGCGUGGAUCCCAGAGAACACCCAGUUCUGUAUGGGACAGGCUCGCCCUGAGCAAGCAGCUCUGCAGCUGGAUGUUGGGCAGCAUGACUCCGGUGUUUGUGAGGUGGUAGAGAAGGAGGGGGCAUUUCCUUGGCAAGUGGCAGACAUCGGUGUCAAGACGAACGUCCGCGAGGCGGAAGCCUCCCGAGAAGUUGAUAAGCGCGUCAUCAUGGCAUACAUCACAGGCAAAGAGGACCGCUUGAACGCCAUCGUCCGGCAGCGGUUCGUCUCCGGGGCCAUGUACUCGGCUGCGCUUGCCGGCAAACCUGACGCACUUCGCGAUCUUCUCCGAUCCCAUCCGGACGCAGUGGACAAGGCCAACAACAAAGGCUUCACGCCCGUUUUCAUCGCUGCGCAGAAGGGCCAGGUGGAGGCGCUCAAGGUCCUCGUCGAGGCAAAGGCCAACCUGGACAAGGCCAGGAACAUCGACGCCACGCCCGUUUCCAUCGCUGCGCACAAGGGCCACGUGGAGGCGCUCAAGGUCCUCGUCGAGGCAAAGGCCAACCUGGACAAGGCCAUGAACGACGGCGCCACGCCCGUUUUCAUGGCCGCGCUGCAGGGCCACGUGGAGGCGCUCAAGGUCCUCGUCGAGGCAAAGGCCAACCUGGACAAGGCCAUGAACGACGGCGCCACGCCCGUUUUCAUGGCUGCGCAGAAGGGCCAGGUGGAGACGCUCAAGGUCCUCGUCGAGGCAAAGGCCAACCUGGACAAGGCCAGGAACGACGGCGCCACGCCCGUUUUCAUGGCUGCGCAGCAGGGCCAGGUGGAGGCGCUCAAGGUCCUCGUCGAGGCAAAGGCCAACCUGGACAAGGCCAGGAACGAGGGCGCCACGCCCGUUUUCAUGGCCGCGAAGAACGGCCACGUGGAGGCGCUCAAGGUCCUCGUCGAGGCAAAGGCCAACCUGGACAAGGCCAACAAUAACGGCGCCACGCCCGUUUUCAUCGCCGAGCAGAAGGGCCAGGUGGAGACGCUCAAGGUCCUCGUCGAGGCAAAGGCCAACGUGGCAUGA
Messenger RNA from Prorocentrum cordatum, 2151 nucleotides. NCBI's taxonomy places the organism in Eukaryota, Dinophyceae, Prorocentrales, Prorocentraceae. The record is from the annotation of a GenBank genome assembly.